CGCGAGUACAAUUUAGACAGAGCUAUUUAACAUUGUCUAUAUAUUUAUAUUAAGUAUAUUUAUAUUAAGUAUAUGGAAGAAAUGCAAGGGCACCAGUUAUUGACACAUUGUUUGGUGGACAGCUUGUAAGCUCCGUAGAAUGUCGUGAAUGUCAUAAGGUAAGAAGCUUUCCCACGUUUUUUUUUCAGAGCAGAGAAGUAGAAUUCUAGUAGAAACCAGUUUAGAUAGUAAAGUUCAUAACCAUCACAGUGAUACGAGAAACUCUUUUUGUGUUAUUUUGGCGACGAAAAAUUCGUUGUCUUUUACAGUAUCACAGUAAAUAUGAACCAUGUUGUUUUCUGAAAUGGAAGACUACAUGCAUGUAUUUUUAAAAUUAGGUUUCAACGAUUAUGGAGAGUUUCUUUGACCUGUCCUUAUCACUGGCGAUAAACAACCAGACAGUCUCGGUAAGUAUACCCCUGGUAUACCCUAAAAUAAACGACGAGCGUUUGAAUUAUUGCUUUCAAAAAACUUGCCGACGUUUUUUAAAAGUACACAGCUCGCGAGCCUUGUAAAUAUUUUAAAACAGGCCGUAUGGCGGUCAUGAUAUUAAGGAAAAAUGCAAGCGAAGUUUUGAUAAUUAGAAGAGAACGAAACAAGACUUAAACGUCUCGAGAAAACUUAAGAUGUUUUCAAAGUGUAAACAAUAUGGCUUCCCAGAAUGUUGCAGUAGUUUACGUUAAACAUGACGUAUAAAAUGCACGCGAAGCAAUCCUAAUAUGUCGUUAAAAUCGAUGAAUACAUGACAAAAUAACUGUGAAAAACUCUACUAUCACUAGAAAUGCAUAGACAAAAUUUCACACAAUAAAUGUGCACAAAAUUGCGCUUAGCAUUUUCGUCUGUCUUCGUGUCAGAUUUUGUGGCAAGUCACAGCAGAUUUAUUGUUAAAAAGAAUUUAAACGCUUAUGAAGGACAUAAUUUUAAACUUUUACAUUUUAAAUUCAGCAUUUUAAACUUUUCGUUUUAAUUUGUGUGCUUUCUAAAUGUAGAAACAAGCGAACAAAAUGUCAGCGACAAAAAAGAAGCAACCGCCAGCGCAAGUUAGUAAAAAGAAGAACUCCACUGAGAAAGUGGACAAAGAAACGGAGGAAAAGCCGAAGAAGCAACUGCCAGCGCAAGUUACUGACAGGAACAACUCCACUGAGAAAGUGGACAAAGAAACGAAGGAAAAGCCGAAGAAACAACUGCAGGCGCCAGUCACUGACAAGAAGAACUCUAGCAAGAAAGCGGAUAAAACAACAAAAGAAAAGCCGAAGCCUCCACCUUCUAAAUAUCAAUUGAAAAAGAUGAAGAAAGAAACAAAGAAAGUAAGUUUGUAUCUAAUGGCUUAAAAAUCCACUCCAGGUUACUACAGGAGGAAACCUAAAUUAAACUAACUUUAUUAUGGAUAGCUCGUCAGUUCUAAACUGUUUUCCGUACAAGUACAGUAAGGAUCAUCUCUUAUUCAUCCAGUGUUACUACAGGAGCAAACCUAACCUAAACUAACUUUAUUUAUACUGGAUAGCUCUAUCAGUUCUAAACUGUUCUUCCUAGAGGUUCAGUAAGGAUCAUCUCUUAUUGAUCCAGUGUUACUACAGGAGGAAACCUAAACUAAACUAACUUUAUUUAUACUGGAUAGUUCUAUCAGUUCAGAUCAUCCUUUAUGUUGCUAUGCUUCUUCAGGAUUCCUGCAUAUUGCAGGAAUCAAACCUUGAUCAAAUAGAUGAAAGACAUUCAAUUCUUUUCAAUUUUUUUUCUGUAGAGCAAAAAGAAAGGUAGAAGACGCCUGAACAGCACGUCGAGUACGGGGAAGAAACAAAGCGAGGUCGACGAAGACGUUCACACAGACGAAGAUGAGAAUGAGAACCCAAACAAUGAUGUCAUAGAAACAUCGGCUGAUGAUGUCAUAGAAACAUCGGCUGAUGACGUCACCGAAAAUUCGGUUGAUGACGUCACCGGGACAUCGGUUGAAGAGGAUGUUACGAGUGUGACAGAAAACGAAUUAAUAGAUUUGGCAAAGGUUGAUGAUAGAGUCAAAUCGGAACCUGUCGUGGAGUCGUCGGAUUCGGAUUUUGACAUCAACAAGAUACGUGACUGUGCUACGUCACAGCAUGACGUCAUUGAUACGUCACCAGAUGGAGUCACAGCGACGUCAGGAGAUGAUGAAAACGUAACACAUGAUAGUCGUAUUUUAAACUUGGGAGAAGAGUCUUCCAGUAUUCAUUCCGACAAAAUGCAUAAUUCUGAAGAAAAUAAAGACUUUACUGAAUCAAGCAAUGAAGACAAUACAAUGAAAAAUGAAAAGAAUAUGGAUGUGUUAAGCGAAGAACCCUUAGUCAAUGGCGGUGAUCUUUCAGAAAGCAGUCAAUCGAGUGAAAAUAUUAAUGGCAUUUCUAAAAAUGAAGAGUUUGGAACACCAGUUCAAAACAAUGAAAUUUCUUCAGAGAAUCAAAUACGAGAUAGCGAUGAUGGUAAAAUUUGUUGUGGUGGUGCAUUGGAUGCUCAUGACUGCAAGACAGAAAGCUUACUGCAAUCAAAUGGCGAAGAUGUAUUAAAUUCCAGCGACAAACAGCAGAAAGAUUGCCAAAACAACGAAAUUUCGUCAGAAAAUAUACUUGGGGGUUCCGAGAGUGGUAUUAAUGGUAAAACUGGCUGCAUUGAUGCAUCGGAUGGUAAAGAUUGCAAGAAUGAAAGCUUACUGCAUUCAAAUACGGCAGAUGUACCGAAUUCUACUGACGAGGGACAGACACUAUGCUAUACUUCACCCAUAUCUCAUAAUCUAAGUAACGGUUCUGAUAACGAUGUUGUACUGGCUGAAAAUAAAACUGGUUUACCUAUCGAUAACAAAGCUGAAUAUAUAUGCCCUAACUGUGAAACAUCAGACAUGAACGAUAUUUGUGUCAAUUCUAUUCAAAUUAAAUCAACAGGCCUGUCUCAAGAUGGCGACGCCGGCGGGAUAAAUUCAGAAGAAAGCAAUCAAAUUCCCGCUAGUGAAAUUGCUAACGGUGAAACUGGCCAAGCACUAGAAAACAAACUGUCUAAUUUAUCGCUAGAAAGCAACAAAGGUAAUUCAAAUCGAAGUCAUGAAAGUCCUGCGUUUGUUAUAAAAUUUGAAAACGAUGAUGCUGACAAAUUAACACAAGAUAAACUUUCUAAUUUAUCAACAGACAACAACAGGGGUAGUUCAAAUGGAAGCCAUGAAGAUCCUGUGUCGUUUAACAAAACCGUUGAGACUGAAACUCACGAAACGACAGGCAGUGAAUCUGAUGAUUUUACUGGAAACAAGUCGACCGUUUUACCACAAAAUGGCGACGGCAAAAAUUCAAAAGAAAACAAAAACGUUCUUGAUUAUGUUAACCAAAUUGUGGAUGAUAUCCUUGAAAGUUGUUUUCAUAAAAUAUCAACUAGUUUAUCAGAAGAAGCAAACAAAAUGUCGCGUGCAAAAUUUGAAACGGACAUGUCUUUUGAGUGCAAAAAAAUAAAGGAAGAAUAUAACAGUCCUGCUAAUAUUUCGCCCAAGGAAAACGAUUUUAAGAAAACAAUGUGCAAGGAUGAAUUUAAGAGUUCUGUUAAUGACAGCGCGUUUAGCCAAACCGAUGAAGAAAAAAUUCAAGAAUAUGUAAAGAAAAUCGUUGAUGACGCGGUUAAACAGUGCCUUCUCAGUGAUGCGACGACAACAAGACACGACAAUUUAUCCAAAUUUGAAAAUUUUUCGAAAGACGAGACGUCGGAUUCCAGGAAUAUAGAAAAUGAUCCUGAAAAUCUCGAAUCCGUUCCGGGAACUGAGAAUGUCAGCGCAAUUUCAAGAUCUGAAAUAUUACGUGGGAAUCAUUCGCUUGGUAGUAUGGAAGCGAUAAAGCCAAAUGUAAUGUCGGUAGAAAGUUGUUUAAAGAGGUUCUGUAGUCCGGAGAUUCUCGAUGGGGAUAAUAUGUUUAUAUGUGAACAAUGUAAUCAAAAUAACACCGAGGAAGAGGAAGAAGAAGAAGAGACGAACGAUGAAGAUGAAAAGGAGGACAGUGAUGAUGACAAAGGUUUGUGGCAAUUUCAACAUUUUGUGUGACAUAUUUUCAGGGCUGCAAAUUACUGUCGGACAUCGGACAAUGUUCGAGCAAAAGUAAUUUUGAUCGGACAUUGGUCCGAUCAAAAAAAUAUAUUGUCACAUUAUACAUUUUUUUUUGCUUUGACAAAAUCCGAUUGCAAAUUCACUCAAUUUACAUUUUGCAAUAAAACUUACGAGGCAUUCUAGCAUUUUACUAACGUUGCGCCGGAAUCGCUAUACUUGUCUCGUGACUUAUAUAUACCUAUAUAUCUUGUGCAACGUAUAUAUGUCCGACCAAAUUCAAGUUAUGUCCGACGAAAAUUAAAAGUGAUCGGACAAAUGUCCUGUCAAGUCAAAUAUUUAUUUGCAGCCCUGUCUUUUUGUGGAAGGCGCGCGCCCGACAUUUAGGGACGGGUCAUUAUUUAUGGUGGGGGGUGGCACAGAAGAGAAAUGUUUUUCCUGGUAAAAAUUUUGCUGACCCAACCAUUAGAAAGCAAAAACUUUGAUUACCAAACCUCAAAUAUCAAUUAAAAAAUAAAUACCCACCCCUUGCCAAAACCUUUACAAAAGGAUACCAUUCAGUUGUCACACAUGUCCUUUACCACUUGUGUGACACAAGUUUGAUAACUAAACUUUCAUGUUGUAUGUACAUGUACUUUCUUUGGAGACACCAUUUGUCUCCCAACAAAUCGGAAAAUGAUCAAGAUAGUGACUCUGAUUGAUUUACAUAUUGUAUUGACAUACAACUGUUGACAUUGCUUUUCAGUCUCCAAUAUUUAAGUGAGUCAUGCUUUGAACAAUAACUUUUUAUUACCCAACCCUUGAGUUGUUUUGUUUUUCAUUUACCCAACCUUUUAUUCACUCAAAAUUUAGUUUACCCAACCCUUUUCUCUUCGGUGCCACCCCCCGGCAUAAAUAAUGACCGGUCCCUUAGUUUGAAAAGAUUAGGGGGAUAUUUUGUAUGUUACGUAACACGCGCUCAAUACUAAUGAAUAUCCUUUUCACUUGGUUAGGACUAUAUUAAAUUUUUAAAUUUUUCAUACGUUCUCAAGCGGCAAAGUAUGUUUAGUGCUUUGUCUGUAAAAUUAUGCUAGGAUGAAGAGAUUUUAGAUGGUAUGCCAAAGAGAAAAUGAUGUCUGAAGUGUACAAAUAUGGCGUCAAUUUUACAGCAUCAAUGGCAGUAAUUGUAUUUAAAUUGACAAUAUCUAACUACUGUUUUGUGUGUCCAUCUCGGUCACGUGGAGUAAAGCGUUCAUAAGGAAAAUUCUACUCCAAGUUGACCAAGAUUCCACCUAGCGCAAGCUGAGAUCUCACCUAGCCAGUGGCCUGACUCGUUUCUAAUAUGAACAUGCACAAAUUGAAUUUUAUAUGCUUUAAUAAAGGCCAUGUACAUCUCACUUCUGCUAAUAGCCUGUUUACCUUUCAUACAGAUACCACAAGCGAGAAGAAGACCAAACGAAAGCCAAUUUACACCGAAGCGGUGAAACAACUCCUCAUCAAUGAAGCUCCGCCAAUAUUCACACUGCAUUUGAAAAGGUUCCAUCAAGUCGGAUACUCUUUAAAGAAAAUUCCAAAGCAUGUCGAUUUCCCAUUGCUGUUAGACAUUGCCCCGUUUUGCCACAAAUCCAGCAAGGUGAGGAGUUCUAUAAUAGAUUAAAAAUAUUCUAAAUCUCUAAUUACCUACACGCGUAAAGAUCUUACAGCUUGUCAACAGAUGUGUUCGCACUGCUUGUUCCCAGUUUGUUGACAAGUCUGGAACAAGUUGUUAUCAUCUUGUAGCAAGGUUGAUGAGACCAACAGACUCGCAACAAGUUGUUCCAACAAGUCUGAUAUCGUCUGAACGUAACAAGUUGUUAACAAGUUGAUGACAACAAGCUCGUAGCAACUUGUUACGAACAGCCUGUAUUAGUCUUGUUGGAACAAAUUGUAGCAAGUCUGUUACCGUCAUCAACCUUGUAACAAGGUGAUAACAACUUGUUCCAGACUUGUCACAACAACUGGGAACAAGCAGUGCGAACACAUCCUGAUAUCGGCUUCACAACAACCUUGUUAACAACAAGGUUGAUGACGGUAACAGGCUUGCUACAAGUUGUUCCAACAAGACUAAUACAGGCUGUUCGUAACAAGUUGCUACGAGCUUGUUGUCAUCAACUUGUUAACAACGUGUUACGUGCAGACGAUAUCAGACUUGUUGGAACAACUUGUUGCGAGUCUCUUGGCCUCAUCAAUAAUAAUGAAAACUUUAUUGAAUUUUUUACGUAUAUAUACAAUUGUAAAUCUCACUACUGACUUAGGUAAUUUACAAUUGGCUACAUGAAUCACAGAGUACUACAUAUGUACUAUUUACAGUAAAAACAAGAAUAAAAUGGGUAUAUGAUUAUAUAUAUUGUUAUAUGUAGUUAUUAAUUUAUAAUAAUAAUAAUAAUAAUAAUUAUAAUUAUAUAUAUUAAUAAUUAAUUAUUAUAUGUAAUACAUGAACAAAUUUUUAUACUUUUUAGCUGGCAACAGAUUCUGAAGGAAAGGUCCUCUAUUCCCUAUUUGGAAUUGUUGAGCAUUCAGGCAGUCUACACAGCGGUCAUUACACGGCUUAUUGCCGCGUUCCUACAGUACCAUCGUCGCUUUUCGAAACAAAAUUCGAAAAUUUGACCCAAUUAUUAAAUAUUAUGGAUCAAAUGUGGACUCAGGGUGAUAAACGGGAAUCUUAUGUACACGAGGGACUUUCAAGCUCGCGAUGGUUCUACAUCAGCGACAGUCAUGUGUCCGAGGUCGGCCUGGAUCGAGUUUUGAAAGCGCAAGCGUAUCUGCUGUUUUAUGAACGAAUGGUGUUGAGUCACAGCGGGGAGAUUGAAAACACUGCACCGAAGACUGUUACUGAAUAGACCAUCCAUUCGAAGGCCGCGUUUUACAUGAGACUGAACGAAUAGACCUUUCCCCUUUUAAGUGAAAUUUUGAUCUAGUCAAGUCUGGACAAAAAUUCGAAUCGAAAGCUUUGCAGUAAUAAAUUUACGUGGUGUUUCCACAAACAAAACUAUUAUAUGUUUUAUCGCCAUGCAAACAUACAAAGAACUUAAUGAUCAUGAUUUUGGAAAAACUGCCCUAAACAGGGAAAUGCUAAUAUAUUUUUGAAACUUCUCUAUUUUUACAGCGCCAUUUUCACAUUUAAAAUGGACCAUUCCCCAAUUAACCAAAAUUUUGAUCUCAACAAGUCUAGACAAAAAUGUCAUCACAGCGUGAAAGAGCAUAGCAAAAUUAGUAAUAUUCCGAAGUUUCGUUGUAAAAUGUUGUAAAAUGCGGAUACUAUAGCCUUGCGAAGUUUGCCGUUUUUCAGUCAUAAUCAGAUGAUCAAACUGAUUAUCAAUUUCCCAUUUGUAACACAAAAUGACUGAAAAACGGCAAACUUCGCAAGGCUAUAUUAUCCGCAUUUUACAACAUUUCGCAACGAAACUUUGGAAUAUUUCAAGCUGUGAUGAAAUUUUUGUCCAGAUCAAAAUUUCACUUAAAAGGGGAAAGGUCUAUUCAAACCGGGACUGUUUCGUUUCAGUCGUAGUAUUAUUUAUAAUAGAUGUUUACAUGAGCCCGGGACGAAAAUAACUCAGACCAGUCUCAAGUCAUUCCGCCUGCUGGACCGAGCAGACUGACUUCAGACCGGCAUGAAUUCAGACUGGGAUAGAUGUAAACACAAAUACAUUUCAGACCGGUCUCGGCUGUAAUCUUGACAUUGGAACAACACAUGCUAACAAAAGCCAUCUAGAAAAGAAAAUUGCCUGGAAUCAAUUGGAAAUUUUGUGAUUUUCGUACCGGUCUCAUGUAAACAUGUUGACAAUUUCAAUUUUCAUUGCGGUUUGACUUCGUCCCGGUCUCAUGUAAACGGGGCCUAAGCCAGCUCUAUACAGGGUGUAUAAAAAAGCUUGUUCAACUUUGACUCGUGCGUUAAUUUAACUAAUACAUCAUUACGUCAAUAAGUUUUCUUUUUCGUAUUUAUAAAGAUCAGACUUUUAGCUGUAAAAUGACACCUUUAUAUGAUUGCGAUAAAAAAUGAUCAAAUGUGAUCUGAUUUACAGUGCUCGGUUCAAUUUGCAUUCGAAUCCACCUGUGGGAUUUAAAUGUCCUUCCAAUCCAAUACACCCUUUCGAUAAUUACGUCGCAACUACAUUGUUUUCAACUUAGGACCACCUUAAAUGGAAAGGAUUUCAAGUUUUUUUUCUCGCGGGCUAUGCACAGAGAAGCAGAACAUCCUUCUUCAACACAUGCGCGAAAAACAAUUUUGGAUUUUGAUCAAUAAACAUGGAAAUAAGCCUCGUUUUCGUGUUAAUGCUUAUUUCCACAUUUAUUGGUCAAAAUAAAGGAUUCUUUUUCAUGCAUGUGUUGGAGAAGGAUGUUCUGCUUCUCUGUGCAUAGCCCAUGGGAAAAAACUCCUUGAAAUCCUUUCCAUUCAAGGUGGUCCUAAGUUGAAAACAGUGUAGUUGCGACGUAAUUAGUCUGCAAGCUUCCAGUGUUGUAAAGUGUUUUAGCCACUCCACUUCGAUGUAAAAUUGCGAGUAAAAGUUUAUCGAAACUUGAUGCUUACUGUACACAUACGUUGCGCCGUAUUUACUCAAGGACAAGGGACGACAAGGGUAAUAGUUUCAAUACUCAGACAAUAGCUUCACAUACAAUUCCCAGCGGUGGGAAAAUGUGAUUUCGAGUGGCAUUUUUAGAUCGCAUCUUAUUUGGCUAUUUUUGAUCGCAACGAUACAAGAAAUGUAGCAUUCGACAGCUAAAAGCCUCAUCUUUAUUGGUAUGAAAACAGUAAAUGGAUAAACGUAAUAUAAUUGUGGUUCUUUGGAGUAUCUUUUUUAAACAACUUAACAUAGUGUGGUUAUUUCAACAAGGAAAAUUCCCAUGGUUACAUUAACCGGACUCUUAAGUAGUUAAUUGGUUUAUAUACUCGUAGUUUGUCAAGAUAGGAUGGUCUGGAAUACCUUCAAUAGAAGAGCUUUGUUUUGUUUGAUGUUGAACUGUACAUCACCGUGCACAAAUCCUUUGUCUCAACUUCAUUAAAUAUUAUUCAUCGUGGUCACACGUUUCAUCUCAGCUAUCCCUAUUGGACGAUUACUUCAUUAUACGAAAAUACAAUGAGCUCAAUCUCCGUAAUAUAAACUCAGACAAAAAACAAUACACAAUGACUUCUGUUAAGCCCAGGGCAAACUAGGAAACAUUGUUGCGGAAACAUUGUUUCCUACCAAUGUUUCGCCAUGUUUCCCAGAGUGGGCAAACACUAGGAAACAUUAGUGAGAAACAUAGGGAAGCAUCAAAUGUUUCUGAAUUUGCUAGGAAACAUUUUUGCUUCUCGGGAAGCAAAUUUUGUUUCCGCAACAAUGUUUCCACAGGUGGGCAAACAUGGAAACAUCGAGAAUCCCAAAUGUUUCCACAACAAUGUUUCCUAGUUUGCCCAGGGCUUAAAGCUUCCAGGCCAUGUCAUAUCUUGAUAGACCAUGAUGCACUCAAAUCUUAAAGAGACUACGUUAUUUUGACAUCUCUGACAGAAAAUAUACAGCAAUCUCGACCCUUUUUGAUAAUAUAUACAUUUGAUCAUUUUUAAAUGUUGUACGUUGAAAUUGAAGUGUCGUUAUUAUUGAAAAGCGUUUAACGCCACAUAUGAUUUUUGGUAUGUGUAAUAUCUGGGUCAUUGUUAGGCGAGAUGUAAUACAGGGUGUAUAAAAAAAACUAGACCUUUAGAAAUUAACCUUAUUGUUAUAAUUUGAAUGCUAUAAGCACUAUGUCGAACACAAGAUUGCGAAGACACAAUUGAAGUGAAUUUUAAAUAAAAAAAAACGCAACCUCGGAAUUUCCCAAG
Messenger RNA from Paramuricea clavata, 9893 nucleotides. The record is from the annotation of a GenBank genome assembly. NCBI's taxonomy places the organism in Eukaryota, Metazoa, Cnidaria, Anthozoa, Malacalcyonacea, Plexauridae.